Messenger RNA from Haliotis rubra (blacklip abalone), 1968 nucleotides. RefSeq names its product DNA-directed RNA polymerase II subunit RPB1-like. Lineage: Eukaryota; Metazoa; Mollusca; Gastropoda; Lepetellida; Haliotidae. The record is from RefSeq and is a predicted model, not a curated record. The transcript is spliced from 2 exons. Gene Ontology annotation, molecular function: DNA binding. The coding region runs from base 1 to 1500 and encodes 499 amino acids. Gene Ontology annotation, biological process: transcription by RNA polymerase II.
AUGAAGCAUCACCCAGCUACUCACCGACUUCACCCAGCUACACACCAACUUCACACUAACUUCACACAGCUACACACUAACUUCUCCCAGCUACACACUAUCUUCACCUAUCUACACACCAACUUCACCCAGCUACACACCAACUUCACCCAGCUACACACUAACUUCACCUAUCUACACACCAACUUCACCCAGCUACACACCAACUUCACCCAGCUACACACCAACUUCACCCAGCUACACACCAACUUCACCCAGCUACAAGCCAACUUCACCCAGCUACACACCAACUUCACCCAGCUACAAGCCAACUUUACCCAGCUACACACCAACUUCACCCAGCUACACACCAACUUCACCCAGCUACACACCAACUUCACCCAGCUACACACCAACUUCACCCAGCUACAAGCCAACUUCACCCAGCUACACACCAACUUCACCUAUCUACACACCAACUUCACCCAGCUACAAGCCAACUUCACCCAGCUACACACUAACUUCACCUAUCUACACACCAACUUCUCCCAGCUACACACCAAGUGCACCUAUCUACACACCAACUUCACACAGCUACACGCCAACUGCACCUAUCUACACACCAACUUCACCUAUCUACACGUAAACUUCAUCCAGCUAGUCACCGACUUCACCUAUCUACACACCAACUUCAUCCAGCUACACACCAACUUCACCUAUCUACAUGCCAACUUCACCCUGCUACACACCAACUUCACCUAUCUACACGCCAACUUCAUCCAGCUAGUCACCGACUUCACCUAUCUACACACCAACUUCAUCCAGCUACACACUAACUUCACCUAUCUACACGCCAGCUUCAUCCAGCUAGUCACCGACUUCACCCAGCUACACACCAACUUCACCCAGCUACACACCAACUUCACCUAUCUACACACCAAAUUCACCCAGUUACACACAACUUCACCUAUCUAUACACCAACUUCACCCAGCUACACGCCAACUUCACCCAGCUACACACCAACUUCACCUAUCUACAAGCCAACUUCACCUAUCUACACACCAACUUCACCUAUCUACAUGCCAACUUCAUCCAGCUACACGCCAACUUCACCCAGCUACACACCAACUUCUCCCAGCUACACACCAACUUCACCUUUCUACACACCAACUUCACCUAUCUACACACCAACUUCACCUAUCUACAAGCCAACUUCACCUAUCUACAUGCCAACUUCAUCCAGCUACACACCAACUUCACCUAUCUACACGCCAACUUCAUCCAGCUACACGCCAACUUCACCCAGCUACACACCAACUUCAACCAGCUACACACCAUCUUCACCCAGCUACACACCAACUUCAACCAGCUACACACCAACUUCUCCCAGCUACACACCAACUUCACCCAGCUACACGCCAACUUCAAACAGCUACACACCAACUUCUCCCAGCUACACACCAACUUCACCCAGCUACACACCAACUUCACCCAGCUACACGCCAACUUCACCCAGCUAGUCACCAACUACUCUCAGGUACUCACAUCUACUCCCAGCUAUAAACCGACUUGACCCAGCUACUCACUGACUGAGCUACCCACCGACUUCACCCACUACUCCCAGGUACUCACCGACUUCACCAAGGUACUCACCAACUACUCCCAGCACCGACUUCACACAGCUACUCAGCAAGACCACAGAAGCACUCACAAUCUCCCCAUGUUUCUCACUGACAUCACUUAACCACCCCACCCACAUCUUACUGACAUCCACCCACCCCUAACAAACACUCAUGACCCCCUCACAGAUGCUUACUGACUCACCCACAUCUUACUGACGUCCACCCACCCCUAACUAACACUCAUCACCCCCUGACAGAUGCUUACUGACUCACCCACAUCUUACUGACGUCCACCCACAUCUUACUGACUCACCAACAUCUUACUGACUCACCCACAUUUUACUGACUCACACACAUCUUACUGAC